GAGGUAAGGAGGAGCAUUACCAUCUUCUCAAUUUAAUCGAUCGCUUUGUGCGAGGAAAGAUGAAACACUUCUUUGCACUUUUUGCAAUUCUCGUAGCUAUCGUUUAUGCAUCUUGCGUAAAUGUUCCUCAACUUGUUUACGAUGGACCCAUUUACGAAUUGAGGCUUUAAAUCGAGGAAGAGAAUAUGGAACCAGGAUUGAUGGAUUCGAACGAACCACAACCACUUCGACAUCGAAGGGUAACGUGCCACGUUUUAUCGUGGCAAUGAAAAUGGCUGAGCAUUAAUCAUUCGGCCUGCGCUAUCGGAUGUUUAGCUCAACGACGCAGAGGCGGUAGUUGCCGAAAUGGCGUGUGCGUCUGUCGACAGUGAAACUGUUCGAAAAUCGAUUGUACCGAUCUGUUCGUGUGAAAUUUCCCACUUUUUAUUACGGUAUUUUAUACAACGGGUAAAAUCAUUUUUUAAAAUCAUCAUUUCUCGUGUCACAAUCGGUCAAGAUGAAAAGUUAUUUCGCUUGAUUAAUGCGAUAUAAUU
Apis florea (little honeybee) is the source of this 533-nucleotide messenger RNA. RefSeq names its product defensin 2 (gene Def2). NCBI's taxonomy places the organism in Eukaryota, Metazoa, Arthropoda, Insecta, Hymenoptera, Apidae. Gene Ontology annotation, biological process: humoral immune response; defense response to bacterium. The record is from RefSeq and is a predicted model, not a curated record.